Molecule: messenger RNA, 3272 nt
Organism: Daucus carota subsp. sativus
Lineage: Eukaryota; Viridiplantae; Streptophyta; Magnoliopsida; Apiales; Apiaceae
Exons: 5
Coding region: 540-3212 (890 amino acids)
Source: RefSeq, a predicted model, not a curated record
AAGAAUAUGGGUCAUUUACGACGGAUAACUUACGACGGAUCUGUGGGGCGCUCAAACUUACGACGGAUAUGUGAUUUCCGUCGUAAACAUGGCUAUUUGCGACGGACAACUUACGACGGAUACAUUGAGAGCUUGAUCUUGCGACGGAUAUGUGAUUUCCGUCGUAUCACUUUACGACGGCAAAGACUUCCGUCGUAAAUUCAAAUAUAUAAAUAUUUUUUUUGAUUUAAAAGUAAUCGAGAAUAUUACAUUGAUUCAAACGAUGUCGUUUUUGUGCUGUAAGUUACGACGGAUUGUGUUCGUUCCGUCGUAAAUUCACCUACCACAUUUAAUACCACCAGUAACUUUUGACUUGUCCGUUGGAGGAUAAUAUAUUUAAAUUAACUUACGACGGAAUGAGUUCUCUCCGUCGUAAAUUGUCCUGAAUAAUCACUACUGCCCUCUUUCUAAUUUGCCACUUCCUUAUCAAAACACCAUUCUUCUCCUUGUGAUUUCAUACAAGAUAUGACAUAACAAGGGUCAUUAACACUUGAAUCAAUAUGUCUUAUGAUAGAAGUUGGAUCACUCGACGAAUAAUUCCCGGUGGUUAUGGAUUUACGGAUGAAUAUAAUGAGGGGGUUAAAUAUUUCUUGGCAUUUGCAAGAAGCAAUUCUAAAGAAUCGGAUGAUCCGAACCUUCUUAUUAGAUGUCCUUGCAAUACAUGUAGAAAUCUAUUACACCAACUCAUUCCCGAUGUCGAGUUCCACUUAUUUGCAACCGGUUUUCUCGAGAGUUAUACCAUAUGGCAUUAUCAUGGCGAAUCUAGAGGGUCGAGAAAUGAACAAAUGAAUGAUCACGAAGAUGUGUAUGAUGAAUAUGAGAUGUUGAGGGAUGCUUUUGGGCCGGACGCUUUCGAAGAGGAGAAUAACAUUCCCGAGGACCCGAACGAGCAAGCAACUAAAUUUUUAGACAAUGUGAACAAUGUUGGGGAGCCAAUAUACCCGGGCAAUAUCAAGUACACACAAUUGAAGUUUGUUUCAAGAUUACUACAUUGGAAGAGUCGUAACCAAUGUAGUGAUAAAGCCUUCGAUGAGUUGCUCCUUUUACUUGGGGACGUGUUCCCUGUGGGGCAUAAGCUCCCUUCCAAUUAUUAUGCUGUCAAGAAGAUGGUUAAAAAGCUGAGUUUGGGAUAUGAAAAAAUACAUGCAUGUGAGAAUGAUUGUAUGUUGUUUUAUGGUGAUGAUAAAGAUUUGAAAAAUUGUAAGUUUUGUAACUUGAGUCGAUACAAAGUUGCAACACAUGUGGGGAAUAAUACCAUUCCGAGGAAGGUAUUAAGAUACUUUAAAAUCACUCCUCGAUUGCAGCGUUUGUACAUGUCUACCCGCACUGCGGAGCAUAUGAAAUAUCACAAGUACAGGACUGUGGAUGAAGGGGUUCUAAGUCAUCCUGCAGAUGGAGAAGAAUGGAAAGACUUUGACAAGACGUAUCCUGAUUUUGCAGCAGAUUUUCGUAAUGUUAGACUUGGUCUUGCAACUGAUGGAUUCCCCCCAUACAGUAAUGCUACAUCUACAAUAUACUCAGUGUGGCCAGUUGUACUACUUGUAUACAACCUUCCACAUACCAUGUGCAUGAAGGAUCCUUAUAUGUUCAUGACACUACUAGUACCUGGGCCGAAUGAUCCUGGCAAGAAUCUAAAUGUUUAUCUUAGACCAUUGAUUGAUGAGUUGAUUGAUUUAUGGCAGGUUGGUGUACGUACAUUUGAUGCUUCUACGAAGACUAAUUUUAUGAUGCGAGCAGCUUUGUUGUGGACUAUCAGUGACUUUCCCGGAUUGGGUAUGGUUAGUGGGUGGUCAACCCAUGGAAAGAUGGCUUGUCAUGUGUGUAUGGGUGAAGUUAAAGCUAAGCAACUACCGCAUAGUAGGAAAUCCAGUUUUUAUGGAUUGCAUAAGGGGUUCUUAGAAAAGCGUAGAAAAAGAAAGAAAGGUUUGGUCAUUCGUAACAUGUGUACUAUGGAGACAAUAUUCCCUCCGGCUUUUUUUGAUCCGAUGGAGCAUCUUCUUGUUCAUUUGCCUGAGGAGUGUAGACUCGGUGGCCCUGUACCAUCACGGUGGAUGUAUAAUAUGGAAAGACUACAACGAAGAAUGAAACAAAAGGUGGGGAACAAAGCACGCGUUGAAGGAUCCAUUGCAGAAAAGUACAUAUAUGAGGAGCUCACACAUUUUUGUUCCAUGUACUUUGAGUCUGAAGUUGACACAGUGCAUAACAUGUUAGGGCGUAAUAUAGUUGAUGACCGUUUACGAGAUCCGGGAAAGUUAGUGGAAUUCACAUAUCCAGUAGAACCUUUGGGAGCAUACAAAGGUUACCAUUUAGAUCUGGAUUCCUUGGGUGUUGCAGCACAUUACAUUCUCACUAAUAUGCGUGAAGUGGCACCUUAUAUUACUAUGUUUGAAGAUGAGGUUCGAAGUCAAAGUCCACUUUUGAUGAGUGACACAGAUAUGGAUAGAAUGUUAAGGGAAAAUUUUGUAACAUGGUUGAGAAGCAAGGUUCAAGAAAACUAUGAACAAUUGCAGUAUUUACUUCAAGGUCCGACUUCUUAUGUAAUUUCUUACAAAAGAUGCAAGGUCAAUGGAUACUCAUUCAAUCUAGGAAGAUCAAGCUCAGGAGUACUUGUCAAGGGCAGUUGUUAUGAGGAUGGUGAAAGCAAUUAUUAUGGAACUUUACAAGAAGUUCUGAAAUUAACAUACGGUGGCGGAAAUCAGGUGAUUUUGUUCAAGUGCCACUGGUAUGAUCAUAUUAGGGGCGUAAAGAAAAACAAAAAUGGAGUGCUCUUAAUUGAUCUUAACUCAAAACUAAAAGGAAAUGAUGUUUACAUUCUAGCGAGCCAAGCCACUCAAGUGUACUAUGCUCCCAGUGUGAAAAAUCCGGCUAGUAAUAUCUACACGAUCAUCACAUGUAGACCUCAAGUGUUGAGUGGAAAAGAUAAUUUUGCUAACAUGGAACCCCUUCAAGAGGAAGUGUCAAAUACCACACCAAUAGACUUUUCAUCAAGGUCAUUAUUUAUUGACUUCUCACAAUAUGAAAUGGAAGAAGGAGAAGAGCAUGGGCAACAUAAUGAAGAUGAAGGUGAAGAAGAAGAAGAAGAAGAAGAAGAUGAAGUUGAAGAUGAAGAUGAAGAUGAAGAAAGUGACGGUGAUGGUUAUGAUAGUGUUGAAGUGGAAAGUGGAGAAGAAUAAUGUUAUGUACUUUUGCAAUUUAAUUGUAUUAAAAUGGAAUUUCGGCUCAUUUAAGCUACU